UAUAAAAAAAAAAAAAUAUUGAGGUAAGGUCCAACCACAGCGGGUCUUGACCGAUUGGGCCGAAGAGAAACACGGAAUUACACAGUAAAAGAAAACGAAAUAAAUAUCCAUAAUAAGAUUGAAGUGAGGUUUUCGUUGCGGAUCGUCGUUUUUGUCCCCUCGUCCUACUGAAACUGAGACGUUAUUUUUUCCCCGCGAUUCGAUACCAAAAAAUCAGCAGCCGAAGAAGGAGGAGGAGGAGAAGAAGAAACCCUAAAGAAUUUAAGAAAAUUGGCAAAAAGAUAAUUUUUAAGAGAAAGAGAAGAUGAAGACGACAAAAGGAGGCAAAGUGAUGAACCCUACGGACGCCUACCGUAAGGAGCUCCGUAAGAAAGAACUUAAACGGAACAAGAAGGAAAGAAAGAAGGUGAGAGAGGUGGGAAUUUUGAAGAAGGAUCCGCAGGCAAUCAUGGAGCAGAUUGAGAAGUUAGAAAUGAUCAAGGCUGAAGGGGCUUUAGAUAAAGCAAGAAAACACAAGAAGAGACAACUUGAAGACACACUUAACCUUGUCUUAAAGAAGAGGAAGGAAUAUGAAAAUAAAAUGAAGGAGAAGGGUGAGGCCCCUGUUAUGUUCAGUCACUUGGGGCCUCCUCGGAGAAGGACAACUGCAGAAGAAGAAGAGAGAGCGAAGCAUCCUAAGCCUGAAGAUUCUGUUUAUUAUCACCCUACUCUGAAUCCCACAGGGGCUCCACCACCUGGAAAGCCACCUAUGUACAAAUCAUCAAUAGGACCUAGAAUUCCCUUGUCUUCUGCAUCAUCAAGUGCCUCUGCAUCAUCCUCACAGACAGAGGCAGAUGAUAUUCCUGUAGCUGUGCUACCUCCUCCUCCACCACCACCUCCUUUGCCAGAUACUGCUAAAUCAAACUCAGGGGAUGUCUCUGUUGUUCCUGCAUCUUUGCCUCUACCACCCCCACCUUCUAUGCCACCCAAGUCUGCCACGGCAAACUUGGGUAUUCCUUUGCGUCCACCACCUGGGCCAUUGCCACCUCCUGGUCCCCCACCUAAAGAGCAAGUUAUAGUUUGCCCUCCGCUACCCCCACCUCCUCCCCUUCGACAGUCUGCGCAGCCAGCUCCCCCUGGCACUAGUGGAAAUGAAAGAGAGAGAAUAUCUGUACUAUCAGAUGACUUGACCUCCAAGGAGCUGGCUCAGGUGCUUCCUGUGCUCCCUCCCCCUCCUCCUGGAAUGCCCCCUAAAUUGGCAAUUAACCAGGCUGAAGGUGCUCCAUCAGAAGCUGAUUUCAAUAACCAUCCAGCAAUAAAAGAGGUUCCUAAAAUGGUUGCACCACCCCCGCCUCCUCCCAGGCAACAACCUCCCGUGCCUGGACCUGCCAUGGUCCCAGUUCUACAGACUGAUGUAUUACUACCUGGAAUAUCACGUUUCCCUCCGCCGCCAUCUCCAGACAUGCGGGCACCCCUAUCUGCUACUGGACUUCCUGGUCAAGCUGCUUCUCCUGGAAUAAUGGUCCCAGUAAUUCCAAGACCACCUUUGGGCCCUCCACCCGGACAUGCACCAAUGAUGAGACCACCACUUCCACCCGGUCCUCCUCCUGUACUGGAUGAUUAUAAUUCUACAAAUCGACCACCAUUACCACAGAAGCCAUCAUAUGUUAAAUCUGCUGCAUCUACUGUUAUUAAGCGGCCACUGGCUCAGCACCAGCCAGAACUUACGGCUAUGGUUCCUGCAUCGGUUCGAGUAAGGAGGGAGAUUGCUGCCCCAAAAGUAAAACCGAAGCCUUUACUGUCAACCAUGACAGUGACGAUCAAGCCUAUAGCUCCUACCAUUUUGAAGCAAGAAUCAACCAGCAUAUCAUCAGCUCCAAAGGCACAGAGUAUUGAUGACUCAUACACGGCAUUCUUGGAGGACAUGAAGGCACUUGGUGCACUUGAUAGCUGAUAUUGCUAUAGCUGUUGAGAUGUCAAGGAAAAGCAGCUCCCGUGCAAUCAGAAUGAAGCAUGUACAAGCUAUUUUUAGGGUUAAGUGGCUUGAGCCAUAUUAUUGUUCUCGGGGGCUAGCGUUUCAGUGUUGCGGUACUGUCAAGGGAUCGGGUUUCAUACUGUAGUGCCACAUUUUUCUAUAGGCAAACUUUCAAACCUUCUCAGUUCAUGAGAUUGUGUAAUUCAGGGCAAUUUUCCUGAAGUAAAUGUUAAAAUAUAUCUGCUCCAAGCAACGUAGCAAUUUAACUUGCAUUUUGGGUUUUGAAAUUGUAUUUUCCUAUUGCUUACCCCUCUUCUGAUUUUGGGCACGUACUGAUUCUAUGUAAUUGAUCAGCUGUUGCUCUGUUUAACUGACAAACUAUACUUAAUAAAACAGUUUAUGAGAGAUUUUGGUAGAAUCAAACUGGGAAUGUGGCAGAUUAAGAUUUGCUCU
Molecule: messenger RNA, 2407 nt
Organism: Durio zibethinus
Lineage: Eukaryota; Viridiplantae; Streptophyta; Magnoliopsida; Malvales; Malvaceae
Product: protein EARLY FLOWERING 5-like
Biological process (GO): RNA processing
Cellular component (GO): spliceosomal complex
Source: RefSeq, a predicted model, not a curated record